Rhizophagus irregularis DAOM 181602=DAOM 197198 is the source of this 1026-nucleotide messenger RNA. RefSeq lists its product as uncharacterized. Gene Ontology annotation, biological process: signal transduction; protein phosphorylation. Lineage: Eukaryota; Fungi; Glomeromycota; Glomeromycetes; Glomerales; Glomeraceae. Gene Ontology annotation, molecular function: ATP binding; protein kinase activity. The record is from RefSeq and is a predicted model, not a curated record. Gene Ontology annotation, cellular component: cytoplasm.
AUGCCGCACCCACGCAUCAAAUUAAAUAUUAUUGAUGAAUUAUUGGAAGAAAAUUACUAUGAUUUUCAGGACUUUAAGAAUGUUUCCAAGAUUGACUCUGGAGGAUCUGCGUCGGUUCACGUUGCAUAUUGGAAGGAUACAUCAACGAAAUAUGCAAUUAAAAAAUUUGACAAAGAUAAAAUUUCUAUGAAAGAAAUCAUUAAUGAAGUUAAUUUAAUGAUAAUUGCUACUAAUCCAAAAAUAAUUCAUUUUUAUGGGGUCACGAAAUUAAAAGACGAAUUAUUAUCGCUUGUUCUUGAAUAUGCAGACGGUGGAACAUUAGAAAAAUAUUUAAGGGAUAACGCAACAACCUUAAUUAAAUGGGAAACUCAAUUAAAAUUUGCUAGUGAAAUUGCAGCUGCAAUUUCAUGGUUACAUUAUAAAAAAAUCAUACACGGGGAUCUUCAUCCCAAAAAUAUCUUGAUAUAUCAACAUACAAUAAAAUUAGCAGAUUUUGGAUGUUCACGUUUACAAGGAUCAGAUUACUACACUAAAGGGUUUACUAAACCUCGUGGCAUAAUACCUUACAUGGAUCCUAAAAUUCUCAAUGCUGAAAGUUAUGAUUUAACUGAAAAAUCCGACAUAUAUAGUUUAGGAAUAGUAUUCUGGGAAUUAACAAGCUGUUCAUCCCCUUUUAAUUUCGAAACAAACAAUGAACCUACUAAAAUAAUUCUUAAAAUCCUUGACGGUAAAAGAGAAAAUCCCAUUCCUAAUACAAACAAUAAAUUCGUUGUGCUUUACAAAAAAUGUUGGCAACAUAAACCAGAUGAUAGACCAGAUAUUCAUCAAGUAAUUUCAGUACUUAAUAGUAUUGGUCCUAUUAUUCGUAUUAAUUCUGAAAACAACAGUGUAUCAGAUAAUAUUAUUUCUACUGAUGAAAGCAAUACAAGCAAUACAACAGAAAAAUCAGAAAGCGAAGGUUCUGACUUGUCAAACUUGCCAAGUUGCGAAGAUUAUGACAUAAAUGCCGAUAAAUACCAAGUAUAA